AUGUCUGCCCCCAGCCACAACAACAUCACCGACGAGGAGAUCCGCGAGUAUUUCCUCCUUGUCGACAUCAACAACACCGGCGUCGUCUCGGGCGACAAGCUGGACACGCUGGUCCGCGCGCUCGGCUACGUCCCCCGCCCGGGCGAGAUUCACAACUUUGGCUCUCUCACGCUCGAGGAGGCCUUGGUCAAGAUCCCCCGCACCCGGACGGUUUUCUCCAAGAACAACAUCCUGGAGGCCCUGCACAUUCUGGGCAUCGACGAGAACUCCGCCGUGAACACCACUGUCCUGCGGAACCUGUUCACCAGCGUCGGCCAGCCCCUGACCAACCAGGAGGUCGAGGAGCUGUUCUCCUCUCUCCCGGUCACUAACGGCCUUGUCCUGGCCAAGGACCUCGUCGAGAUCCUCGGCGUGUGA
Molecule: messenger RNA, 417 nt
Organism: Fonticula alba
Lineage: Eukaryota; Rotosphaerida; Fonticulaceae
Exons: 6
Coding region: 1-417 (138 amino acids)
Molecular function (GO): calcium ion binding
Source: RefSeq, a predicted model, not a curated record